AUGCCUGACAUGCUGUAUGUCUUGCCUCUGGUUCUGGUGACUGGUCUGGAAGUGGAUCAGGAUCUUGCUGUUGAUGGACUUCUGUUAUCAGGAGGAGAAUCACAGAGCUUCCUGAAGCCAACAACACAGGGAGUCAUGUGGAGGUUGGUGCUGGUGGUCAGUCUGCUGUGCUGCAGCUCUGAGGCUUCAGUGUCCUGCAAAGAUGAGAACGGAGCUGAAGUGGACUGGUACAUCUUAUACAAGACUCCUAAAAGUCAGGAGAAACAGCUGACUGGUGUGGAUUAUGUUUACAUCUAUCCAGAUAACAACAACAAGGCAAAAUCUCGUCUUAACACAAAGCCCAUCAAUGCAGCUGAUGGCAUCCUGGCAAACACCCUGCGACAGCUCUUAGAUUUCAAGAAAGAUUUCGACAACAAAAAGCCGACAGACCAUUUUGGAUUCAUCAGCUACAGUGAUCAGCCUCCAAAGAAUUUGAAGUUGAGUGUUGAUCAUUCAUACGGUCACAGUAAAGGAGUUGUGAUGAUGGAGAAAGACAAAACUGGACUCUGGCUCUUACACAGCACACCGCGGUUCCCUCAAAUAGGUCAAAAUUUCUACCCUGAAAGUGGAACAAAAAACGCUCAGACGUUCAUCUGUGUAACAUUCAACUACGACCAGUUCAGAGCAAUUGGUACACACCUGCAGUUCAUCAACGCUUUCCCAUACCAUCAUCAUAUCCCAUCAGAUUUUCAUGACGAGCUUGAACCAAAGCCUGGAGAGAAAAGAAAGAUAAUCAAUAUCUCAAAUAAAUUCCAGGAGCUUAAAUCCAGGAACAACAAGGCGUUUAACAGCACUGCUAAACUACUGUCAGAUAAACCAGAAGAUGGAGAUCUUUACGUCACUAUUUCAAAAGCUGUCGACAGUGAUGUGAGAGCCCAGACCUGGGGCUGCCAGAAGGGGCGUGAUCGUUCCUUCUGCCCUGAAAGAGGGAAAAAAGUGGAAAACAUCCAAUCUGUCAAGGUGAAAAGGAUGAUGAACGUUGCCCAGAACCAGACCCAGACUCAGACUUAG
This is a messenger RNA of Scomber japonicus (chub mackerel), 1050 nucleotides long. RefSeq names its product deoxyribonuclease-2-beta-like. The coding region runs from base 1 to 1050 and encodes 349 amino acids. The transcript is spliced from 9 exons. Lineage: Eukaryota; Metazoa; Chordata; Actinopteri; Scombriformes; Scombridae. The record is from RefSeq and is a predicted model, not a curated record. Gene Ontology annotation, molecular function: deoxyribonuclease II activity. Gene Ontology annotation, biological process: apoptotic DNA fragmentation.